Messenger RNA from Chelonus insularis, 866 nucleotides. RefSeq lists its product as uncharacterized. NCBI's taxonomy places the organism in Eukaryota, Metazoa, Arthropoda, Insecta, Hymenoptera, Braconidae. The record is from RefSeq and is a predicted model, not a curated record. Bases 25 to 789 code for a protein of 254 amino acids. The transcript has 3 exons.
AUUGUGUCACAUUUUUAUUUGAAAAUGUUUCGAAUUUUUAUUUCUUCAAUUAUACCAAUCAUUGUGGUGAUAAGUAGCAUUGAUGGUAUUCAGGUGUCAGAUAAAAUAGAUUUGGGACCAGAAACGAAACCUUUGCCACGAAUUGAUCUAACAUCGAACUCAUGCAUUGAUUGCAGUGUAAUCUAUAAAGAUGGAAAGAAAAAUUUUAGAUCUAACAUCAAAGGAGAUGAAAUCUUAAGAAAAGGCGUUACUACCAAGUCGAGAUAUCCACAAAAUAAACCCGAUUCAAGUUGCAGUGGUCUAGAUGUAACAGUCAUUAACAACAUCCAACUAGUUCUAGAUAAUAAUGAAUCAAAUAUUAUUCCAAUUAAUCAACGAAAUUGUCAGAAUAACAUCUGUGCCGCGUCUGCGACGACAACGAAGGAUCAGCAAGGAAAUUUAGUAACGACCGUAAACUUAAAGAUAAUUACUAAAAUGAAGGACAUUAAAGUUCAUGAUGUUCCAGUGAUUGAUGGUGUCCGUGGACUUUAUCCAUUAAAUAAUUUUAAUCCAAAUCAUAAACCAAAUAAACCUCAGAUUUAUCGGCAAAAUACAAAUACUUUUCAACCUUCAUUCGGAGUUCCAAAGACUUAUUUUUCUCGACCGCACACGGAUUCAUUUUAUUUUUAUAAUCGUGGUAUCAGUAGAGAAGAAUCUCAUGGACAGAGUCCUUGGAUGACUGGCAGAGAUACGAUAGAUGAUAAAAUUGAACCGCCGUUAAGUAAAACUACAACGAAUGACCAGCAAUAAAAUUCUUUUUUUGUUUAAGAGAUUGUCAUCAGUUUAUACUUUAUAAUAAAUAUUAUACGAUAUGCAAAAUUAAAAAA